AUGUGGGCCGUCCUCGUUGCUAUCGCAAACUUGCUGUACCUCAUCAUCAAGCUUCCUCUGGAUAAUCCGCUGCUGAGCCUUAUACUCGCGCUGGGAUGGUUUCUUUACUUGAAAAGGCAUGAGCUUGAAAACAGCGGCCCAAUCGUAAUUGCAAUCCAGCAGCAGUUAUCCCAAAUCUUUGGAACGAAGAUCUCUUCGAAAGAACUUCCAUGGAUCGAGACAACUGUAACUCAUCUUAUAGGAAAGUAA
Molecule: messenger RNA, 249 nt
Organism: Oikopleura dioica
Lineage: Eukaryota; Metazoa; Chordata; Appendicularia; Copelata; Oikopleuridae
Source: the annotation of a GenBank genome assembly